Molecule: messenger RNA, 3750 nt
Organism: Aureobasidium vineae
Lineage: Eukaryota; Fungi; Ascomycota; Dothideomycetes; Dothideales; Saccotheciaceae
Source: the annotation of a GenBank genome assembly
AUGCCCAUGCAUCUCAUGACAGACGACGACAGCAUGUCCUACAACGGCAACUACGUCAACUCAUCUCGUUACGAGCAGCGGGAGCCGUCUCAGCAACAACAACCACAGCAGCCAGGGACCCAGCAGAACCGCCAACAACCUCAGGACCCACCACUCACAACUUCGCCAAACUUUGACAUUCUGGACUGGCAUCCGGCAUAUGAAUCCUGCCAGCGUUACUUCCUUGAUCACGCUCAGCAUGAAGCUGGCACCCAGGCAUUGUGUGCUUUGAUCAACAUCCGACUGCCAUUUCAAUGGCAUCAGAACCCUGUCAUCUCAUCAAACCCUUCACAAGUCCCAGGAACCAGUCCUGGUUCUGGAGGCCCAUCUUUCAACUUCAAUCAAUGGUCACGACCAAACUCUUCUGCCAACGGUCGCAAUUCACAGCAGACUCCCGCUUUUGUAUCUUUAGUCCCUUAUAUUCGACGUCUAGUCAUUACCGGAUUCGACAAGCCUGGAAUCUUGCAUGGCUUCUUUGGCGAUGCAUACCAAGCCGGUAUCACUCCCAUGCAGGACUGCGAACGCCGAAACUAUCUUUUCGCUGCCAAGCACGGCGGUUGGCGAACCUGCAAGAAGCAGUACGACAUGAAUCCCGAAGAAACGGUGCCUUUCCUUAAGCCGUUGCAAAGCAUCCGCGACGAGGAGUUGGAUGCUGCAGAGAAGAACUGGAGUUCAUGGUUGGCUAUGGAGGAUUGGAUGAUUGGUCCUCGUGCUCCUCAUGAGGAGACUGGACAAGAUCAAUCGAGUGAACGUUCUAGACCUUGGGAGCGUGCAGGGGGUAUGGCGGGCUACGACUCUGGGCUUCCAGAUGCCUCUGGCAUCGACCCUCUAAUUCACGAGUAUCUUGAGCAAAUUCUACGCGUCACCACCAUCGACAUAUGCGAUAUCCUGGUUGCUUUGCUGGCUCACUCUCGGUAUGCGCUUAAGAGAAAGGCUUUAAAUCGCACUCUAAUGAGUAACGCAUUCUUUGAACAUGUAUUGUCGCUGCUCGUGCGCCUGGUCGCCGCGGGUGAGCGACCGAAAUCCACUCGUGAAGCCCGCAACGUCGUACGAGCCUUGGGAGAAUGCCUUACCGCUUGCCGUGCUCAUGAGAUGGUCCUCCUCAUGCAGCAGGUCGAAGUCAUGCAGAGCCCAGACCCUCAGGUUGUCACGUCCUUCGAAACACUGGCAACGCUUGCAAUCGCUCUCCUAAACCAUGCCACGGUCAAGACCGACAUUGGUGUUUGGCCACAGACUCUAAAGGGAAAAGUCGCCUCUGCGUGUAGUGACUUUGCAGAACUUAUAAGUCCGUGGUCUCAUUCGCAAAUUGGUGCACGCCUUCACAUGAUGGCCAAGACUCCACCCCUCGGCAAACCUGACUUUAGCACUGCAGAAAUAGCUUCGGCAGUCAACGAUCUUCCAGUCACCAACUCGCGAGUUGGCCUCUACGCAUACCUCAAUGCAGCGUUGUGUGCGAGACCUCUGACAGAUGACAUGUCGCUCUUCAACUAUUUACAUGCCAAAUAUCAAAAUGACACACAAGCGCUGGUUUCAGAUUUGAUAGUGGCUUCUUUCGACGUUUUGGCGAAUGCCUUGCAGCAAAGGCAGUCACCCAAUCACAUUCUCUGCUACCGCUCGUUCAUCGCCAACAAGCUACCCUUGCUAAUCACAACCUUGUCCGGGUCAUUCGCACCUAUGACUUCUCAAGUUUACAUUCAGAUGGCUCUGAGACGAGUCGAUGUUCAUCCAUUCCCACCAUUGUCUUCGGAGAACGAUACCACCAACAACGAGAUCUUGAAAAAGAGUCGUCAAGAGUUUGUGCAGGCUUGCAUCAUGUUCCAGCUUGGCAAUGAACAGGCUUUCCAUUCCGUGAUGGGCGAGUCGCCUGCUCCAGUUGCUUCUCGAGUGGUCAGGUACAACAGACAAUCUCUGGCUCAGCAAUGUAUUGCCAACAUACACCGUGUGGAAGAAUUGGCUCGUGAGCUUGAAGGCAUGAACGGUAACGCAGGUGCAAUCUCAGGAGCGCUGGUUGACACAAUACGACACUUGUACACUGCGAAAGAAACCAUGUCUUUGCGAACGUUGUGCAAUAUCCUCUCUCGACGAUUGCCACUGAUGGACAUUAUCUUCCAAUACUCUCAGCCCGCAGACGUGCUUUUACCACUUUGCAAUCUGCUAAACGAAUGGACCCACGACGAGGACCAGAGCGAAUUCCAACCACCGUACGAAGAGUUCGCCUCAGUUUUGCUGUUGGUUUUGGCCGUCAUUCAUCGUUACCAACUGGCAGAAGCUGAGAUUGGAGCAUUCUCGUCUGACACGUUCAUCGUGAGAUUCCUCAACAACAUGUCGACGAGCAUCCCUAUCAGGGCACUCGACGAUGACCAGCAAAAGCAGCUCACAAAAUGGGUUCAAGGCCUGUAUGCAACUGAUGAACAGGGUGAGACGAACGGUAUCAGCGAUGAAACCAUGUCACACUGCCCACCUCAGUCUUUCUAUCUGCUGGUUCCAACACUGUUUGAGCAGAGUGUGCAAGCCUGCAAGCUCAUGGUUCUGGCCAUCAAUACAUUGAAAGGCGGACUCGAAUUUCUCCUUGAGCCUUUCCUACUUCCUUCACUGAUUGGAGGCCUCAGCUGGGUUACCAAACACUCUUGGGAGGAUCAUGGCGACACGGAGAUCUUGCUACAGAUGCUGCGCAAGUUGAUCCAGCCUGACUCGAUCUCUGGUGAUGCUCAAGCGAUGCAUCAGACCAUACUUGCCAUGGUCGCAAGACCUUUGGUGAUGUCUCUGCAGGAGUUACAGCGAAGGCAGCCCAAGCGCAAAGACGUCGCUCCACUUGUCGAGGUUCUCUCAUCUCACUUGGACAGCCAGCGAUCCGGCAAAUGUGGUUCAGCCGAUUUCACAGCAUGGUCCGCUGCUCCUGAAGGUGGCUUGCGAGCUACGUUCAGCAGUGUUGUCCGCGGUCUGGUCCAAUGGUCUUCACAGGGCAGCAUAAAUUCUAUACCUUACAGCUACACGCACCGAACCAUCACAACAGCUCUGGAAAUGCUUGGAGCUGAUGAGAUCUUGGCCAUCAUACUGGACGAGCUCAGGUCACAAACUCGGAGCGGAUCCGGGUCAGCAGCGCUUGAAGUUGCUACCGCUAUUAUUUGUGCGCCUUCGCCUCUACCCGCACUGUCUCAGACAAACGCUCUCAUGCAAUUUGAACAAUCUGCUCCGCUGUCGGUCAAUCAACGACGCACGCUGCGUCAGGCGCUGCGAGCAAGAUUGGAAGAACCCAAGGAGCUUCUGGGUAUGGAGGCUGAGCGUGUGGAAACACUCGUGAGACUCGGUCGUCGUGUUGAGACGCAACUUGCUGUCCCAGCACAGCUUACCAUGCCCAUGACGAAUCUUGAUCUUGACAUGAACAUGGCUGGUGCAGACAUGCAAAUAACCAGCGCAGAAAUGCAGAUGACCGGAGACACCACGACUGACCCUGCUGCUGCUGCUGCUGUCGUGGCGGACCAGGACUUUACAGCUGCCAUGGAUCAAUCACUGCAGAUGGACACAACCAAUAUCAACAAUCCCAACCCCAUGUCACUCGACAUGUCCAACAACCUCUUCACUAGCCAGGAUAUGGACUUUGAUCUGACCGGUACAUCUCAGCAACAUGGAGCUGGGCAGAUGAGCAACGAAGAUGAUAUCUUCGCCGGUCUUGAAAUGGAUCUUGGCGGUGACGACUUUGAUUUCUCCUAG